Molecule: messenger RNA, 369 nt
Organism: Striga asiatica
Lineage: Eukaryota; Viridiplantae; Streptophyta; Magnoliopsida; Lamiales; Orobanchaceae
Source: the annotation of a GenBank genome assembly
AUGAGGGAAAGAAGAGGUAUAUCUAUGGAGGGUGAUGACAUACUUUUGAUGGAAAUGUCUCACCAAAGAGAGAUGAAUAUGGAUGACCACAUUACUCCUGAAAAAAAGAUCUGUGACUGGUGUCCUGUAUGCAAAAGAAAAGAGAGCGAACUCUUGUACUAUGUGCAGCCUGGUAUAUCCAUGCACUCCACGAGAACAUUUAGUAAGAGCUCAAAAGAAGGACGUAGUGAUACCACGUACAAUGAGGCCACAACACUUGCUUCAAACGAACAGGGGAAGAAAAAAUCGAACCCCGAUGCGGAACUGGUCUCCGAUGACAUGAAAGAAGCUGAGGCAAUGUUCUUUCUCUUGCAGGACCGUGAAAGUUGA